Henningerozyma blattae CBS 6284 is the source of this 3438-nucleotide messenger RNA. RefSeq lists its product as uncharacterized. Bases 1 to 3438 code for a protein of 1145 amino acids. The record is from RefSeq and is a predicted model, not a curated record. Gene Ontology annotation, cellular component: endosome; plasma membrane; trans-Golgi network. The transcript has a single exon. Gene Ontology annotation, molecular function: ATPase-coupled intramembrane lipid carrier activity; ATP hydrolysis activity; magnesium ion binding. Gene Ontology annotation, biological process: phospholipid translocation; endocytosis; retrograde vesicle-mediated transport, Golgi to endoplasmic reticulum. Lineage: Eukaryota; Fungi; Ascomycota; Saccharomycetes; Saccharomycetales; Saccharomycetaceae.
AUGAAUAGAAGUGUAGACUCUUUCGAAGUGCACUUUGAAGAAGAUUUAGAUAGUGCUUUAGAUAAUAUAACAUUCAACAAUAGAAGUACUACGAACCUUGAAAGUAAUCCUGAUUUAAAUCAAAACGUUUCAUCUUUAAAUCAACCUUUUGAUAUGAAAGACAAUUCUUCAAUAUCGGAUAAAAAUAACUAUAUUAAUAAUAAUAAUGGUAAAGAAAGUUUUGAAAUGAAAACUUUUAUAAAUUCAAACUCAAUAAAUCGUAAGUCAUUCUCUCAAGAUACCCAUCCCCUUUUAUCAAACGAUGAAAAUUUAGAUCCUCAUAACAAUAACAGUGAUAAUAAUAGUAAUAAUCGAAGGACAAUUUUUACUAAUAUUUCUCUUAUUUUCAAUAAAUUUCGUUUAAAUCUUUCAAAUCUAGCUCCAUUCAACUAUAAGAACGAAAAAAUAACUUCUACUCAAGAUAGGGAAAUUCAUCCAAAUAAAACAUCAAGCGAUGAUUCAAAUUUAUAUUCUUCAAACCAAAUAUCCAAUGCAAAAUAUAACGCUUUUACUUUUAUACCGACAUUACUAUAUGAACAAUUUAAAUUUUUUUAUAAUCUUUAUUUUCUCAUUGUUGCCUUGUCACAAGCAAUCCCUGUUUUAAGAAUUGGAUAUUUAUCAUCUUACGUUGCACCUUUAUGUUUUGUAUUAACAGUUACUAUGUCGAAAGAAGCACUGGACGAUAUACAAAGACGACGUAGGGAUAAGGAAUCUAAUGGAGAAUUAUAUGAAGUUUUACAGGAAAGACAAUUGGUUCCAAGUAAAGAUCUAAAAGUAGGAGAUUUACUUAGAAUAAAUAAAGGUAAUAGAGUACCUGCAGAUAUGGUUCUGUUGAAAUCAAGUGAAUCUUCUGGUGAAUCAUUUAUAAAGACAGAUCAACUAGAUGGUGAAACAGAUUGGAAAUUAAGAAUAGCACCAGCAUUAUCACAGAAGUUAUCAGAAGAAGAAAUAAUUAAUACUUUAACAAUUGUUGCAUCUCCACCAAGAAAGGAAAUACAUUCGUUUUUGGGUAAAAUAUAUAAAAAUGAUUCUACUUCGAAUCCAUUAUCCAUUGAUAAUACUCUUUGGGCAAAUACUGUAUUGGCCUCUACUGGCUCUUGUAUUGGUUGUGUUAUCUAUACGGGUAAAGACACUAGACAAAGUAUGAAUACUACCUCUUCAAAAGUUAAAGUUGGUCUUUUAGAAAUCGAAAUUAAUAAUGUUUCUAAAAUUUUAUGUGCUUCAGUAUUUGUAUUGUCUGUAGUCUUGGUUGCAUUUGCUGGGUUCCAUAACUCAGAUUGGUAUAUUGAUAUUAUGCGAUACUUAAUUCUAUUUUCCACUAUUAUUCCAGUUUCUUUGAGAGUCAACUUGGAUUUAGCUAAAUCAGUUUACUCUUAUCAAAUUCAAAAUGAUGCACUAAUACCUGAAACUAUUGUUAGAACUAGUACUAUUCCAGAAGAUUUAGGCCGUAUUGAAUAUUUAUUAAGUGAUAAGACUGGUACCUUAACUCAAAAUGAUAUGGAAUUGAAAAAAAUACAUUUAGGUACAGUAUCAUAUACAUCUGAAACAUUUGAUCUAGUAGCACAAUACAUUUCCCUCUUGGGUAGCAAUGCAAGUACAACACAGCCAUCCACUUCAAGGAGAGAUUUUUCUACACGUGUAUGUGACUUAAUUGUCACUUUAGCCCUAUGCCAUAACGUCACUCCAGUUUUUGAAGACGAAGAAUUAACAUAUCAAGCAGCCUCACCAGACGAAGUUGCCAUUGUCAAAUUCACCGAACAAGUUGGUUUAUCACUGUUUAAAAGAGACCGUAAGAGUAUUACUUUACUACAUGAAAGUACAGGUGAAACUUUUGAUUGUGAAAUUUUGAAUAUGUUUCCCUUUAAUUCAGAUACAAAAAGAAUGGGGAUUAUAGUCCACUUUAAACAAAAGGAAGAAUAUUGGUUUUUACAAAAAGGUGCAGAUACUGUGAUGGCUAAAAUUGUAGAAAAUAAUGAAUGGCUGGAAGAAGAGACUGAUAAUAUGGCUCGUGAAGGUUUACGUACUUUAGUAAUUGGUAGAAGAAAAAUGUCAAAGAAGGAAUAUGAUAACUUUUCUAGUGAUUACCAUACAGCAUCACUUUCAAUGACCAAUAGAGAUGACCAAAUGGCAGAAGUAAUUAACAAGCAUUUAGAACAUGAUUUAGAAUUAUUGGGUUUAACAGGCGUGGAAGAUAAAUUACAAAAAGAUGUAAAGAGCUCUAUUGAACUUUUAAGAAAUGCAGGUAUCAAGAUUUGGAUGUUAACUGGUGAUAAAGUAGAAACUGCACGUUGUGUAUCACUAAAUGCAAAGCUAAUCUCUAGAGGUCAAAAUGUAAUUACCAUUACCAAGCUAAAUAGACCAGAAGGUGCAUUAAGUCAUCUAGAUUAUAUUAAGACAAAUCAAAAUUCAUGUUUAUUAAUUGAUGGUGAAUCAUUGGCAAUGUUUUUAACUCAUUAUAGAUCUGAAUUUUUUGAAGCAGUUGUUAGAUUACCUGCUGUGAUUGCAUGUAGAUGUACUCCACAGCAAAAAGCUGACGUAGCUUUAUUAAUUAGGGAAAUCACCGGGAAAAGAGUAUGCUGUAUUGGUGAUGGUGGUAACGAUGUUAGCAUGAUUCAAUGUGCAGACGUUGGUGUAGGUAUUGUUGGGAAAGAAGGUAAACAGGCAUCUUUGGCUGCAGAUUUUUCAGUAACUCAAUUUUGCCACAUUACUAAGUUAUUUUUAUGGCAUGGAAGAAACUCAUAUAAAAGAUCUGCUAAACUGGCUCAAUUUGUUAUGCAUAGAGGUCUUGUUAUUGCAGUAUGUCAAACUGUUUAUUCUAUAUGUUCCAAAUUCGAACCAUUAGCUCUUUAUCAAGGUUGGUUAAUGGUUGGAUAUGCUACUUGUUAUACAAUGUUUCCAGUGUUUUCAUUAACUCUGGAUCAUGAUAUUCCAGAAUCAUUAUCCAAGAUUUAUCCAGAACUUUAUAGAGAUUUGAGAGAAUCUAAAAGUUUAUCUUAUAGGACUUUUUUCGUUUGGUGCGCCUUAUCGUGUUAUCAAGGAUGUGUAAUUCAAAAUUUAUCACAGAUUUUUACAAGUGUUAAUGAAAUUGAUUUUACUAAAAUGGUAGCCAUAAGUUUUACUGCAUUGAUCUUGAACGAGUUAAUUAUGGUUGCAUUAGAGAUAUAUUCCUGGAAUCCAAUUAUGAUAUGGAGUCAAGCUGCAACGUUAAUAUUCUUCAUGGGAUCUAUUCCGUUUUUGAGUGAUUAUUAUAAUUUAAAGUAUAUGUGUCACGUAUUAUACUUUGGUGAAUUAUUUUGUAUCAUAUCAAUAUCAAUAUUACCAGUUUGGGCUUCCAAAUUUCUAUAUAGAAAAAUGCAUCCACCAAGUCAUACGAAAGUGCAAGCUUUUGUAACAGUUUGA